Molecule: messenger RNA, 4966 nt
Organism: Sceloporus undulatus (fence lizard)
Lineage: Eukaryota; Metazoa; Chordata; Lepidosauria; Squamata; Phrynosomatidae
Product: zinc finger protein OZF-like
Exons: 1
Coding region: 789-2390 (533 amino acids)
Biological process (GO): regulation of DNA-templated transcription
Molecular function (GO): RNA polymerase II cis-regulatory region sequence-specific DNA binding; DNA-binding transcription factor activity, RNA polymerase II-specific
Source: RefSeq, a predicted model, not a curated record
AUUGUUUUGGAUUUUGGAAUAUUUGCAUCUACAUAAAGAGAUACCUUGUCUGAAUGUGACAUUGAUUUGUUUUGUAUACAUCUUAUACAGCCUGAAGGUAAAACGUAUGAUAUUAGCUAACAUUUAUUAUGUAUUAGGUGAUACAUAUUUUACAUAAUUUUGUGCAUGAAACCAGGUUUGUGUACAUUGAACCAACAGAAAGAAAAGGUGUCUUUAUCUCAGCCACUAAUCUGGACAAUUUGGGAUUUUGGAGUAUUUCAGAUCUUGGAAUUCCAGAUAAAGGAGACUCAACCUGUAUAGGCAAUCUCUAAACAUGGUGCCAAACAAAUCCAAAAUACUUCAAAAUCCAUGAUCCAUAAGAAAGAGAAUCAUUUGCUUUAUGGAAAAAGAUAUAGUCCCAAUGCUGAUGAUAUAGAAAUUAUUUGUGAUGUAAUCUCACUGAUUUCUGCAAAUCUGAAAUUCCAGAAAUGAAGUACUCGCAGGUAUGGCCACCACAUACGGUGGUAGACCCAGCUCAUCAUGUGGUCACCAAGAAUGCCCAUUUGAGCCUUUAAUUUUGGAUUAAAUUACUACAGAACCAUUAUAGUUGACUCCAUUUCUCAAGUGGACUCUUCAUCAGGUAUUUGCUGGUUGUCCCAACAGGUGAGGGACACGAUUGUCAUCCUUCACAGAAGCCAUAUUGGACAUCACUGGAAGUGAUCAAGUACGAAGUGAAGGAAGAGAUCUUUGAGGAACAAGAGGCAUUGAAGGUGAAAGAAGAAAUCCAACCAAAGCAAGGGAGGAGCAGCAUGAUCUCUAGCCAUUGUGAAGUCCCAAUCCAACAACAGCCUCCCAAGGAUGAGUACCUUUUGUGGGGGAAAACACUCUACCCUAAACUGAGCCUUGACUCGCACAUUGGGAAGAAAUCCUACGUAUGCAAGGAUUGCAGAAAGAGCUUUGUCAGUACCGUACAGCUUAAUUCACACCGGAGAACUCACACCACGCAGAGAAUGUACAAAUGCACGGAAUGCGUAAAGAGCUUUAGCAAAAGAGCAAGUCUUGCCCAGCAUCAAAGAAGCCACCAGAAAAUACGUCAAAAGAACUUGGGUGGUACAGCAAGCCUCCGAGUGCGCAAGAAAGUUCACACGUACACAUGUCUGGAGUGUGGGAAACACUUCACUGAAAACGCAUACCUCACAUUACAUACGAGAACCCACACAGGGGAAAGACCAUUUAGCUGUUUGCAGUGUGGAAAAAGCUUCCUGCAGAGACCGCACCUUUUGUCCCAUCAAAGAACCCAUACAGGGGAGAAGCCACAUCAGUGUUGCAAGUGCGGGAAGAGCUUUGCCCAGAAGGCGCAGCUUGCUUUGCAUCAGCGCAUCCACACUGGAGAGAAGCCUUAUAAAUGUCUGACGUGUGGAAAGGACUUCGGCUAUAACACCAGCCUCAUAUACCAUCAAAGAAUGCAUACAGGGGAAAAGCCCUAUAAAUGCUUUGACUGCGGAAGGAGCUUCAGUUCCAGCUCAAGUCUUUCUUCGCAUCGGAAAACCCACACUGGAGUGAAGCCCUUUAAGUGCAUGGAUUGCGGAAAGCACUUCAGCCACAGUGCCAACCUCAUUCAACACCAAAGGACCCACAUGGGAGAAAAACCCUUUUCGUGUUCAGAAUGUGAAAAGCGCUUCAGCACCAGGACUGGCCUCAAUUCACAUAAGAAAGUCCACAGUGGGUUGAAAGCGUAUACGUGUCUGGAGUGUGGGCUGUCCUUUAGGUAUGGCACCUACUUAGCCAUUCAUAAUCGGAUUCACACAGGGGAGAAACCCUAUAAAUGCUUGGAGUGUGGAAAGGCGUUCCACCAGAGGCCACACCUUGUGACCCAUCAAAGAAUCCACACGGGGGAGAAGCCAUAUCAGUGUCUAGUGUGUGGCAAGAGAUUCAGCCAGAGCUCACAUUGUAAUUUUCACCAGCGAGUCCACACAGGCGAAAGACCCUAUCAGUGCUCAAUGUGUGGGAAGAGCUUUGGCAAUAAAAGAAAUCUUACUUUUCAUCAGAGAACCCAUACAGGGGAAAAGCCAUAUCAAUGCUUUGAGUGUGGAAAGAGUUUCAGCCAGAGUUCAGCCCUGCGUCUGCACCAAAGGAUCCACACAGGAGAGAAACCCUAUUCUUGCUUUGAGUGUGGAAAGACCUUCACUUAUAGCUCGAGCCUCACCGAUCAUCAGAGAGUCCACACAGGGGAGAAGCCGUUCAAAUGCUUGGAGUGUGGGAAGAACUUUGGCCGCUUGGCAAACCUUACUUCCCACAAGAGAGUCCACAACAAGGAAAAACCAUAUAAAUGCUUAGAAUGUGGAAAGAGCUUCCGGUGGAAUGCACAGUUUGCAUCCCAUCAAAGGAUGCACAUUGGGGAGGCAACCUGAAAUUAUCUACAUAAACUACAACUCUAGUCUUUGUUACUGGUAUCAUGGAUUUUUUUUUUACUCCAGUGUGUAGUAAAGCACUUCAGUUGCUGCAGAAAAGUCUUCAUCUCAGAGGUGUAGGAUUUACCAUUAAUUACACUAACGCAUUAUCUUAAUUAAUUAAACUUUAAGGACCAACCGAGAAGGGAAGAAAUCUCUCUAAUGGUAACCCCACAUUUGACAUCAAGUGAGUGGAAACCAACUAAGAAACCAACCCUGGUUGUUUUUGGCAAAAGAAGAGAAUCAUUGGAUGUGGAGAAAGAAUUGUGUCAGCACUCACAACUUAUGUGCAAUGUCCAAUGGUUUUGCAGUUUUGCUUUUCUCCAGCUGCCUUUGGCUAUUUCUGUUUGAUCCCAGCAACUUUGUUCUUAGCCUUUUUUGGGGGGGGGGGGGUAAUAGACCCCAGUUGAUACGACAAUGAAGCUAUAGAGCCCUUUCUACAACAUGGUGACUGAUGAUGAUUAUUAUCUUUCUUUUGUUACGAUGAUUGUAUGUUAUAUUACCAUAUAUGCUAUCAAUGCAAAGAGAAAAGUGUUCAAAGCCACAGCAAGAGAGGUCCAAGACAAUGCUUCAUUGGUUUUAUGUUGUCAAACAAAAAAAGAAAUCACAACAGCAAUUUGACAUCCUGAAAAGUCAUGAUGUAAGGGUCUUCCAGCAACACAAGCAGGUCAUCGCCAUAGCGAGUAUCCGCAAGGGCACUGAAAUAAAAGAACAAAUGUGCAUUCAAUUUCUGGACUCCCAAAGCUCAUUCCUUGAUCUUUUAGAGAUUGAUGGACCCCAGAUUAAGAACUCUUGGAUUAAAAACUCCUCCUCCCUUGCUCUUUACAAGCUUCCUGCAUUUGGGACUGGUUACUCUAUGUUCCCAUAUUCUCCCAUCCUGUCUGCUAUUGUUGGUUAGCUAUCUCUUUGUAAAGUUGGAUGUGAUCAAAGAGGACUCUUGGCUGUUAAUAGCAGUCCCUUCAUACACCCUCGUGUAAAUAAAGCCCUCUCCAUAAUUAGGUACAGUCAGCCCUCCUUACCCACGGAUUUUUUAUCCACAGAUUCAAGCCUCUAAGGCUUGAAAUAUUCCAAAAAAGGUAUUCAUUCCAAAUAGCAAACCUUGAUUUUCCAUUUUAUUUGAGGGACACCAUUUUGCUAUACCAUUGUAUUCAAUGGGACUUGAGCCCUUUGUUAUCCACGGAGGGUCCUGCAACCAAAUCCCAGGAUACCAAGGGUGCACUGUACAAAAUUUCAUUGGUUUGUUGGUUCAUUUUGCAGUUUUCUGUAUUACCAGAUCCAACCUGGAUUCAUGCUGGUGACACCUGUGUGUGACACACAUAGGGAGACUAGGAUGACUUUGUGCUUCCUAUCACUUGGAUUAUCCAAAGCCCCUCAAGAGAAUAAAAGGCUGUACAUGUUUAGCAUAGGAAAUGUAUCAACGUAUUUUAAGUUUGGUUGCAGUGUAUUCCUGCAUGGCAGAAUGGGGUUAGGCUGGGGGGCCCUUGGGAUCUCUUCUGAUUCCAUAGUCCUCUGACCUUUUGGCUUGUGAUGCAAAAUAAUUGUGUUCUCUCUUGUUUGGUUUUUGUUUGUUUGUUUGUUUGUUUUUUGGUUUGGUUUGCUUGUCUAGUUGUUGAUGUCAAAUCAUCUUGUGUAGUGUUAUGGCAACAAAUUAACUUGGAAAGUCAUUGCACAAAUCAAAGUUUGUAGAUGGAAAUUCCACAGUUCCACUGUAUUAUUGAUGUCUGUAAUAUCCCUCUCUUUUUUUGGUAUAGUUUUGUAUAUUUUAAUGUACUUGUCAUGGCCUUUGUUUAGCACAAUAAACUCAUCGAAUAGGAUCAGCAAAAAAGGCUAAUAAUAAAAAUGGUAUUUUAAAACAAGUUCUUUCAAACUGAUUGAAGAAACUGAUUGAACAAGUUCUUUCCUUCUGCAAGGCUGGGUGGGACAGAAAGAGGAAGCCAUCUGAGAUCCUUCCCUCAAGGGCCUUGUUAUGGAAUACUGUUGUGUGUCUCCAAUUCGUUUCUGACUUAUGUUGAUCUUAAGGGGACCCUAGAACGGAGUUUUCUGGGGUUGAGAGUGUCACCUAGUAAGUUUUCAUGGCCAAGCGAGGAAUUGUACCCUGAUCUCCAGAGUUGUAAUCCAGUACUCAAACCAUUAUCCCACUCUGGAGUUAGAGUUUUUAAAUUGCAAAAUACGAGCAGAAUAAUGAACUAAAAGAGAUCUCUUGGGACUGAACAUUUUUCUCCUUUGCCGGCUAACCUCCGUUAGUCUGGGGGGUCUCUCCUAUCACUGUUUAUUCACUUGGGCUUUCAAAUCACGGUCGAUGAAGUGAACCUGCAUUUCUCAUUGUUUAGUCGCAUAACCAAUCUUUGUCUCUUCAUCUCAAAUGAGGCAUCACAUAAUGUUACCUCAUGUACAGACUCUUUUAUCCAGAAUGCCAAAAUCCAAAACUCUUUUCAUGGGAUGGCUGACAUUGUGACAUCUAUGUUUCUGAUGGUUCAAUGUACACAAACUUUGUUUCAUACGCAACAUUAUUUUUGAAAUAAUGUCUAAAAAUUACC